Polypterus senegalus (gray bichir) is the source of this 2724-nucleotide messenger RNA. It is a transcript of the gene tspan4a, whose product is annotated as tetraspanin 4a. Gene Ontology annotation, cellular component: membrane. Bases 731 to 1714 code for a protein of 327 amino acids. The transcript has 7 exons. NCBI's taxonomy places the organism in Eukaryota, Metazoa, Chordata, Cladistia, Polypteriformes, Polypteridae. The record is from RefSeq and is a predicted model, not a curated record.
GCUCCAAUAGCAGAAGAGGAUGCUUGUGUUGGCAGCAGGGAGCCGGAGCAGCACUGUGAAUGAGGACUUCUGUUUUGCUCCUUAGCUGACAGUUGUGCUACUGUAGUAGCGUGACUGAGGCAGCUACUGUGGGCAGGUUGGGUAUGGGGAAAGCUCUCUGGAGUAAUAGAAGUGUUUGAAAAUGUGGAUUUAAGGCAAGGUGUACAUUUGAGAGAAGGGACAGCGACUGCAAUGUGCUGCUAAGAAUAUUUUUUUGUGUGUGCAAUUGUGUGAUUUUUAACCACUGGGGAUGUGCAGCUGGCUAUCGGAAAGCCUUUUACUUCUCACAGUCUUUGGGAGGUCAGCAAGAGGGAGAGAGAAAACCCACCCUAAAGACGGGUAUCAAUCUUGCCUAACCUGGCACAUGCCAGAAGAUACCUGGUCUGGAUGCCAAACCGGUCUGUUGAAUCGAUAUGCCUAUGAAAAGUGGGCUCUGAAUAACCACUUGGAGAAGACUAUUUUAAUGGGGAUUGCAGCUGAAACAGUCAUCUGUUGGUCUGGAUAUAUUUUUACAGCCACACUUACUUUGUGAACUUUUCUGUAUGAGUUUUAGAUAAUGCUUCCCAAUAUAAGUUGGUUCUACCCAGUGUGUUGCACAGUGUGACAUACUUUCCUUACCACUGACCGUACCUCACUUAGCCUUAAGCUGGCUUGUCCAUACCUCCCACACUGCACAGCUUGCACCACCAAUAUGCGGCGUUCCAGCACUGACGAAUCAACAUACCACCGUAGCCCCUCGCUGGAGAGCAAGGAUUACUCACUGCCACACAUGACCUUUCGUCGUUGCAGCAGCUCAUAUGCAAACCAGUUUGGGGCCCAUAACUCCAUAUUUGGCUUCCACACAAACCCAGGCCCCAAAGCUACUAAGGCAAAGUACACUUCACCAAAGGGCAACAAGUAUGUGGUGUUUUAUCUGGAUCUUUCCUUCAUCUUCCUUCUAGAGUUGAAGAGGUGCAGCAUGGCGCGCAACUGCCUGCAGUGCAUCAAGUACCUGAUGUUCAUCUUCAACUUGCUGUUUUGGCUUGGAGGAUGUGGAAUAUUAGGAGUUGGUAUCUGGUUAGCAGUCACCCAAGGGAACUUUGCCACACUGUCAACAUCCUUCCCUUCCCUUUCAGCAGCCAACCUUCUCAUCGCAGCAGGAUGUCUUAUUAUGGUGGUUGGAUUCCUGGGCUGCAUUGGGGCCAUCAAGGAGCACAAGUGCCUACUCUUGAGUUUUUUCAUUCUCCUUUUGGUUAUUUUCGUGCUUGAGAUGGUGGCAGUCAUUCUGUUCUUUGCCUAUAAGGAUGAGAUUGACAGUUAUGCCCAGAAUGAUUUGAAGGCUGGCCUCCGGUUCUAUGGUUCUGAAGGGAACAUUGGCCUAACAAACGCAUGGAGCAUUAUUCAGACUGAUUUCCGAUGCUGUGGGGUCUCCAACUACACUGACUGGUUUGAGCUCUACAAUACAACACGUGUCCCCGACUCCUGCUGCCUGGAGUAUAGCGAACACUGUGGCUUGCACUCACCUGGGACGUGGUGGAAAGCGCCCUGCUAUGAAAGAGUCAAAACGUGGCUGCAGGAAAACCUUUUGGCUGUGGCCGUCUUUGGCUUGUGCAUCAUCCUUAUACAGGUACUCGGCCUGGCAUUUGCCAUGACAAUGUACUGCCAAGUAGUGAAAACAGACACCUUCUACGCUUAAGGGCCACACCAUUUUUUUUUUUUUUAUUAUUUUUUUUUUAUUUUAACAGAAGCAUGGAUGUCACAUACAGACUCCUAAUUUCUUUGUUGCUGUCAGUUGCUUUCCAUCCUUCACCUUCUAAUUCACAUUACAUUUCAAUGGCUGCAGUUCCUUGAUGAGCAGUGUGAUCACACAGGAAGAACAGCUCUGUAGCUGGAGGUCCCUGGAAAGAAAGGAAUAAGCUGGCACAUUUUUUUUUUCCUGCAGAGUACAGAAGCUCUAGGGAGGUGGUUCAGUUUCCUGAUACCUAUGCUUACAUUUCAUUGCAUUUUUGCCAUGGUUUCAGACCACCACAUGCCAUGGGAUUUAUACAGCCUAACAAUAAUGCUUUCACUUUAAGGAAAAAGUAUAUACUAUUAAAGUUGUAGCUUUUAAAAUUAAGAGUAUAUGUUUCUAAGUGUGAAGAAGAAUUUUCCAAUGUCUGAUUCCCCAGAAAAGCCAAUCAAGUAAUUAAGGACAGGAGAAGAAUCUAAUUAGUGGCAAAAAAAAAAAAAAAUGGACUGCUGUGGCAGACACCUGUCACCUUGUUUAACUUUGGCGCCAUCUGAUGGCUGAAGCUGCACUAUUUAUUUUCUCUCCAAGAAUUCUUCGUAGUCCUGGAAUUUGUUUGGUACAUCACUAAGGGGAGGGCUGAGGUCUUAGUGGAGAAGAAGCAAUGAUGGAGACACCUGUGAAGCCCACAGGAUAUCUACUGACUUCUUAGUACCACAAGAAUACUUUUAUUUUUGAAGAGGAUUUUACAAUUUCCUUGAUUUUCUUUAUAUGAGCAUUUGUAUAUUAAAUGAAUUGUAAAACACUUUGUUAUUGAAACAGCCAAGCAUUCCUGUCAAAAGAGUUCCACUAGACGUCCCCACUUUGUUGUCUUGUCUGUUUUCUGUAAUCCCUGUAGCAUGCAACAAGUGGCAUGGCGCUGUUUUAGAAUGAAAAUACAAGAAAUAAAAGAUGCGCCAAAGUAAUAGCCAGUGCAAAAA